AUGGCUUCUUUCGGGAUGGAGUCCUCCAUGGCGUCACUUCCGCCCGUCGAUCAAGACCACAUUGAGGUUCCUAUCAUUGAUGACAAUGAGCCCCUCAUCGAGGUCGUACGCAAACUUCAAAACUAUAUGAUACAAGCGAUCUCCGAGGUCUCAUAUUCCUUCGAGGAAUUAAGAUUCUCACCUUGCGGACAGAAGCUUAGGUUACUGCUGUACUCAUUAGCAGAGAAUUCGCACAAUCCAUGUAUCAUCUCUGCACUGAUGAUCCUGAAGUGGGAGUUCAACAAUGCAGCCGAGAAUGACUGGGGUCUAAACGAAGGCCGCGGCUAUGCAUGCGAAUACGUAGCAUGGCAGUUUCUCUGUCACAUCAAUCAGCGCGAGACUAUUGAAUACUUGCUAGAGGAGUUGCCUAGCCCCGUGUAUGCUUCCAUCAGUCUCACCCAAGCGGAGAGAGGCGCAUCGGCUUUCACACCCGCAGGCGACGAGCAAAGUUUCCAGCGGGAAGGAGAAAGAACACCCCUCCUUUUACACUCAUCCUCUUCGCUGUACCGAUUUUUCGGCGGAAAGAGGCGCGCAGGCAGCGCGUCGGAUAUAGCAAACUCUGGGAGUAACGUUUCCUCUGCGGACGCGUAUGAGCUUAUGAAGUACUCCAUGUUCUUCGGACUCAGCGCCCUGGAAAUAGCAGCCAUCGCAGAAGCAAAGAAGUUCCUAAGUCAGAAAGUCGUUCAAAAGGUAAUUGACAAUAUUUGGAAUGGGGAGAUUGUCUUUUGGGACUCGCUCAGUGUUCAUUCCACCAAGAAACCCCAGUUCUUCAACAAGAGGAACGCGGAUCCAUACUCCCGCUUGAGGGUCCCAGUAUAUCGCAAAGCAUUUGAGGCUGCGUUCUUCGUCUCCUUCCUGUUUCUUUACUAUGCUGUUUUGGUGGAGAGAAAGUCCACCGGAAUAGGUAUCUUCGAAACAUUGAUGUACAUCUGGAUUGCUGCUUUUGCCUACGACGAAUUUAGCGGCAUGACUGAUGCGGGGAUGGUCUUCUACCAGAUGGACUUCUGGAGUGUCUGGAACAUAGCCAUUAUCGGUACCGGUCUUGCCUUCAUGAUCAUAAGUGAGAUCUGCUCCCUGGUGAGCUUAAAUUCCUAUUUUGGAAGUUUGACCAAAGCGUUCUUCCGAUUUAUCCCUGUGAUCGUAGUGUUGUACCUAGGGUUCUUGACCACGUUUACCAUGCUCGCUCGUGACCGCCUCUCUCUCAGGCAAAUGUCAUGGAUUUUGGUGAAGGUGUUCUUUGGGUUAAUUUUUGUCUCCAUGACCAACUUAUUGUUGCUCUCGUCGUUGGUCAGCCUUAUGAGCAUGAGUCUAGAAGGGGUCAUGGCUCAUGCGAGAGAAGAGUACCUCUUCCAGUUGUCGAUCUACGUCUUGGAAAGCAGUAAUUCGCGAAGGUUGACCUACUUUAUGCCUCCUUUAAACCUCAUCCCUCUUCUCUGUAUCCGGCCCAUGAGGCUCUUCCUAUCUGCAGAGCAUAUUCGCCGAGUCCGCAUCGUGUUGCUCCGAGCAACCCACCUACCGUUUGUUGCGCUGAUCUGGGCCUAUGAAUCUAGCCGCCGCUAUGUUUCGCGGCGAAAUAGUCAGUUUCCACCAACAGCCACGACAGGAGGGAGCAGUCGCCCGACCUCGUCUUUCCAAGCGGGCUUCCCUCUCUCCACGCACCAUGCCCCGCUGCAGGGCUCCGCAAGUGAGGGGCAGUUCUCCAAACCUAUAAGAUCCAAGGAGCGCUCUCACUCGGAGAUACGCGGGUCGUUUCCAGGCCAGGCUGGACCGGUUGACAUUCCGGAUAUGGUCGAUGAAAUAGAGAGAUUGCGGGUUCAAGUGGAACGAGUGGCUACAACCGUGGCCUUUCUCCAUCGAGCCCAUUAA
This is a messenger RNA of Aspergillus japonicus CBS 114.51, 1905 nucleotides long. RefSeq lists its product as uncharacterized. The coding region runs from base 1 to 1905 and encodes 634 amino acids. Lineage: Eukaryota; Fungi; Ascomycota; Eurotiomycetes; Eurotiales; Aspergillaceae. The transcript is spliced from 11 exons. The record is from RefSeq and is a predicted model, not a curated record.